AUGGAACUGGAGAAGAGUUGUGCAUCCUACACUGGGGUGGUGAUUGGGAUGCUCAGUCUCAUCAUGCUGGUCCUGACAUUUGCCGUGACAAGCAUCGUGUACAGAUACAGGUGGAAACUGAGGUACCUCUACUACGUUGCCCGAAACCGACACAAAGGCUACCUGCCUGUAGAAGAGGAGGAACAGGGGUUCGAGUUUGAUGCCUUCAUAUCCUACGCUGAUGAGGACCGUGAACUUGUAGUAAGGAACAUGAGGCAGAGGCUUGAAGAGAUGCAAGGUCUAAAGCUUUGUAUUCAUCACCGAGACUUUCUCGUCGGGGAAGCCAUCGCUGCCAACAUCCUGAACGCCGUGAAAUCCAGCAGGAAGACGGUGAUUGUCCUGUCAAGACACUUCUUGAGGAGCUACUGGUGUAAGUACGAAGUGGAGAUGGCUAAGAUGGAGAGUAUCUACACAGGACGGAACACCCUGCUGGUUGUUGUACUGGAGAACAUCCCUGUGAAGGACCUGACCCCUGACAUUGUGGAGUUGAUGUGUCAAGAUUCCUAUGUAGAGUACACGGAUGAUCAGGAAGGUCAAGAAGUGUUCUGGCAGAAUCUGGAGCGGGCAAUACGUAGUAUGUAA
This is a messenger RNA of Haliotis rubra (blacklip abalone), 621 nucleotides long. Its product is annotated as toll-like receptor 4. Gene Ontology annotation, molecular function: transmembrane signaling receptor activity. Gene Ontology annotation, cellular component: membrane. The transcript has a single exon. The record is from RefSeq and is a predicted model, not a curated record. NCBI's taxonomy places the organism in Eukaryota, Metazoa, Mollusca, Gastropoda, Lepetellida, Haliotidae. Bases 1 to 621 code for a protein of 206 amino acids. Gene Ontology annotation, biological process: immune response; toll-like receptor signaling pathway.